AAAAACCUAGCCAUUAUCUCCCUCCCCCCGCCGCUCUUUCUCAUUUCAUAGUUCUUAGCAUUAAUGGAAGACCAGGUUCAUACUAAUACCAAUCGUCAAAAACGUCCUCACGCUAUCUUCAUCGCCUACCCUCUCCAAGGCCACGUAAUCCCAUCCGUCCAUCUAGCCAUCAAGCUUGCAUCACACGGCUUCAAGAUCACCUUCAUCAACACCCACUUCAUCCAACACCAUACCUCCAAGGCGCAACCAAAAUCCGCCGGGAACCCUUUCGCCUACUUACAUGAAUCCGGCCUCGACAUAGACUACACCACCGUCUCUGAUGGCCUACCCGUUGAGUUCGACCGGUCGCUUAAUCAUGACCAAUUCAUGGCUUCUUUGUUGCAUGUGUUUUCGGCCCACGUAGAGGAGGUGGUGGGAAAGGCUGUGAAGUCUUCGGCUGACACCACACCGGUCACUUGUAUAAUUGCUGACACGUUUUUCGUGUGGCCCUCGAAGAUUGCCAGGAAGUUUGGGAUUAUUUACGUUUCAUUUUGGACAGAACCUGCUUUGGUUUUUUCACUUUAUUAUCAUCUUGAUCUUCUUCGAAUGCAUGGCCAUUUUGCAUGUCAGGAUGUGCGAGAGGACACCAUAGAUUACAUACCAGGAGUGAGAGCAAUCGAUCCCAAAGACAUGAUGUCAUAUCUUCAGGACACUGAUACAACAUCUGUGUGCCACCAAAUCAUUUUCAAUGCCUUCAAGGACGCCAGAGGUGCACAUUUUCAUCUGUGCAACACAGUGCAGGAGAUUGAAUCUGAGACCAUAUCAGCCUUGCAAGCCAAGAUGAAGUUCUAUGCCAUUGGACCCAUUUUUCCAACCACAUUCAGCAAGAACAUUGCGGCUACGAGCCUGUGGUCCGAGUCAGACUGCACCCAGUGGCUCAACACCAAGCCCCAUGGCUCGGUUUUGUAUGUCUCAUUUGGUAGCUAUGCUCAUGUUGCGAAAAAGGACCUUAUAGAGAUUACUAACGGGCUUAAGCUUAGCAAAGUGAACUUUGUUUGGGUGCUUCGGCCGGAUAUCGUCAGCUCAAACGACACCGACCCGUUACCCUCGGGCUUUCGAGAUGACGUCAAGGAUCGGAGCAUUGUCAUACCGUGGUGCUCGCAAAAGGCGGUCUUGGCCCACCCGGCCAUCGGAGGGUUUUUGUCACAUUGUGGAUGGAACUCAACAUUGGAGAGUAUUUGGUGUGGUGUCCCAUUGCUGUGUUUCCCUUUGCUUACUGAUCAGUUCACUAACAGAAAAUUAAUAGUUGACGAUUGGAAGGUCGGGAUCAAUUUAUGCAAUCGGAGGGUGGUCAGCAAGGAGGAAGUGUCGGAGAAAAUCAACCGUCUGAUGGAUGGAAAAUCAGGGAAUGAGUAUAGGAGAGCAGUUGUCAAGGUUAAGAACACAUUGGAGGAUGCAUUGACACCCAACGGAUCAUCAGAGAAAAACAUGGACAAUUUCAUCAAGGAUCUAAAGGCCAAGAUGUGAGAACCCCAAAAGAUGAAAUAUUUUUCCUUCCAAGUGGUACAUAAUUUUCUUGAAUAAAUAUUUGUUGUAUAUACUUGUGCAUAAUAAACGUUCUCACGACCCUUGCAAACCAAGGAUAAAACUAUGUACUAUAGAUGUUCCUUUCCGAUCUUCGCAAAGCAAGAAGCCUAGUUGGCUUGAGGCUGCCCUUUUAUAUUCGUGUCAUUGUUUAUAGUUGACUUUGUAACGUACGGAGUUGAUUGAAUAGAGGAUGUAACAUGAAGUGUUGCCAACAA
Malus domestica (apple) is the source of this 1781-nucleotide messenger RNA. Its product is annotated as UDP-glycosyltransferase 86A1-like. NCBI's taxonomy places the organism in Eukaryota, Viridiplantae, Streptophyta, Magnoliopsida, Rosales, Rosaceae. The record is from RefSeq and is a predicted model, not a curated record. Gene Ontology annotation, molecular function: UDP-glycosyltransferase activity.